Molecule: messenger RNA, 5559 nt
Organism: Xyrauchen texanus (razorback sucker)
Lineage: Eukaryota; Metazoa; Chordata; Actinopteri; Cypriniformes; Catostomidae
Gene: nrip1b
Product: nuclear receptor interacting protein 1b
Exons: 3
Coding region: 638-3847 (1069 amino acids)
Biological process (GO): regulation of transcription by RNA polymerase II
Cellular component (GO): nucleus
Molecular function (GO): signaling receptor binding; transcription coregulator activity
Source: RefSeq, a predicted model, not a curated record
AGCAAGAGAGGAGGAGGAGGAGGAGGAGUGUGAAAAUUGCGGAGUUCUCGCGGAUUCCGAGAACACACAGUUCACACUCAGACCAGAUUGUCGGUGCCGGAGCCCGGACUGCCCGAUGAGUUUUUGGACUCUACUACUUCCAUUCGGAGUGGCUCAGAGCACACGUCCACGCGCAGGAAACACUCGCGUUUCCAAAGGUCUUUCAGGGCUCGGAGAGCGGAAUCAGGUGCCGCCUCCUCCAGCCGGGCUGCUGACGAAUGGCAGCGGAUUACAGAUGAGGACACAGUGACCCUCUCUACCUUCCUGCGCCUCUGCCGUUGGCAUGUGGGGUUCCCGUGUGGCCACAUCUGAGAUCAGAAAUGCAGAACUUCCAAAUAUUCCUCAUUUCUCUGAAAGUGCUCACAGCAUCAUUCUAAACCAGUGUGGAUUGAGUCAAACUGUCACUGAUUGCAAUGUGAUGCCAGCUGGGUUGUCCUGCUAAGACUUAACAAAUACCUGAUGGUCUUGGAUAUAAAACUCUUUGACUGGAAAAGGAGGACAGUCCAAACCCUACUGCUUUCAGAGUUCAUUGCACAGAUCUUUCGAAGACAUUUUCAGUAGUUGUAGAAAAACACAUCAGGGCAUCCUACUGUAGAACAUGACUCAUGGGGUGGAGUCUGGCCCUGAAACUCACCAGGAUUCCACUGCUUUAACAUAUCUGGAGGGUUUGCUAAUGCAUCCGAUCACAACUGGGCCAACUGCCACUGCUACACUGAGAUCAGAGCCUGACCACAACAAUGAGGAAAAUGCCAACAAGGUAACUAGGGCAUUUUUGCUACCCAACCAUGGCUCCGCCUCACCAGACAAGGGCAGCCCACCUAGUGCAUCCUCACAGCAUCUUAAAAAGGCCAGACUGCUUCGCUCCGGGGCAUGGAGUGUAGAUGACAGCAAGAAACAGGCUGGGGAUGUGGUGGAAGUGAGUGGACGAGGCCUGGAUGGCCCUGUGCAGGGGGAAAGCACAUUGCUGGCCUCUCUGCUGCAGUCCUUCAGCUCCCAGCUGCAGAGUGUCGCCUUGUCACAGCACAUUUCUCAAAGCCACAAACAGUUCAAUAGGGAGAGAAGUGAAAGCUCUCCUGUUGAUAAGGAAACCCAGCAGAGUUACAGCACAGCAUCAGGCCACCUCAAAAGCCUCAUGAGGAAAAGCAAGCAGCAGAACCAUAACACAGUGCCUUAUUGUCGUCGGAGUAACCAGAACCGAAGUUCUGAGUCCCCUCGCUCCAUUCAAAGCUCUGACCAGCCCACUGCUUCAGAAUCCAUGUCCUGCACAGAGCGGCUAAAAGCUGUGGCCAACAUAGUGCAGGCCAGGUCUAGUCCGGCCCCUUCCCCCAAGCCCAGUGUAGCCUGCAGUCAGCUGGCUUUACUACUGUCCAGUGAGGUUCAUCUACAGCAGUACUCCAGAGAGCAGGCCUUGAAAGCACAAUUAGCAAGUCGAUCAGCGAGCGAGAGGCUAGCUGCCAUGGCCACACAGCAAACGCAGGAUAAGAGGCCUCCCAGCAUGGGGCUCCCAUCAACUUCCCCAAACAUGCUAAGCUCCCUAACUGUUCAAAAUGGAACACUUUCCCCACCAGCAUUAAACUCCAGCAAGAGAAGCCCUUCCAUUCCUUUGUCCUCCCCAAGAGACCCCAAAGAGAGACGGCCAUUUGACAGACACAGUCGACCUUCACAAAACUGCAGCAGCCUUCUGCUAUUGCUCCUCAACAACCACAAUGCCCAGCAGCAGCUCACCAAGAACGGACACAUGGAGGAUGAUCGCGGCAUCCUCCCAAGCCAGGCCACCUCCCUGCAGUCCGACAGUGACUACUCCAACCAGGAGAACAGUCUAACCAAAGACAGCAGUGACGCUGAGAGCUUUUCCAGCUGUUCCCCUAUUGACCUCUCCAUGAGAGGCAGAUUGACUAGCCAAAAAUCUGAGGCCUGCUCUUCCUUAACCUCCUCUUUAGACAAGCUCACAGAGUCUCUCAUAAACAAAUGGAAGCCGGAACCUUCUGCAGCAAAGGUUCAUGAGGCCAUGGAUCUGGAUGCCAGCCCAGACAUGAAAUCCCAUGAUAAGGUCACCCUAAUGCAGUUACUGCUAGAGCGCAGAAAUAACAAGGUAAACAAAGGUCCAGAUAAUCCUGGUUUGCAGCCUGAGGCAGUCAUCAGCAGCUUGACUGCAGGUCCACUUAAACGGAUUGGCACGCCGGAGGACAGCAGGACGUGGAGUCCUCUGGACUGGCAGACAGGUGGAUGUUUAUCUACAUUCAGCUCAGUCUCACCGUCCUAUUCCUACCCAUCUCCCCGUGCCCAGUCUAGCCCCCUUGAUUUGUGCAAGUCUAAAAGUCACUCUAGUGAGAAGAUGGCAGAGCCUUCUUUCAGUGCCAGCAAACUACUACAGAAUCUGGCACAGAGUGGCGUAAAUAACUUGUCCCCUUCUCCUCCAUUACACACUUACAAGUCAACCAGCAGAAGGCAAAGCCCAAAACUUGAUCUUGACAAGCCACAGGCUCUUCUGAAUCAGUUUGUCUCUCCAAUAAAACAGAACAGAACCUCCAUGCUGGAUAGACCCCCUGCUACUUUCACACCUCACAAGCAUGAGCAGUCACUCUUGGCAUCAACGCAGUUAGAAAACCUUCUAGAGAAGCGCACUGUACUGCAGCUUCUGCUGGGAACUGCUUCCCACAAGGAAAGAUCCAGCAUGCACAGAGUCUCUGAAGUAACACCAAGGGGGCUGGAGAAGCCUCAGUGGACCUCCGCCACCUGUGACAGCUCAAAUGGGCCUUUACUGAACGUCAAGAUAAAAACAGAGCCAGUAGAGGAGAAUCUUUCAUCAGACAGCUCUGAUGAUGGCAUGUUCCAUCAAAGACAAUCAGAGCAACCCACUCCCAUUUCAGAAGCACAGGACAAGAUCAAAUCUGAGCUAUGUCCUAAAGAAACAGCUGAGAAAUUUGAAUUUCUUAGCCAGCUUUUGAAAGAGCAGAAUGCUACCUACCUUUCAAAGCCACACAACAAGCUCCUCUUGAACUCUGUAAAAGAGGAGUCAUUGGAUUUUCACAGCCCUGCUCCUAAAAAAAGAAAACUGUGCAUUGAGCUGGCCGAGCACCUGAAUAAUGAGCUCUGUCAAGUAUCAGGAGAUACAACAAGUGACAAUCUGGUGUCUGGAACUUCUGAAUACAUGAACAGACAGCUGAUAAGGCCAAUGGAAGAAGAUUUAGCUAGGAGUCCAAGGAGCAAAGCUCCUCUGUCCAGAGAAAGCCAAGGCUUCAAUGUUCUCAAACAACUCCUCCUCUCAGAAAACUGCCUGAAGGAGUUAUCCCAACCCAGAGGGACCCUGAAUCCCUUCCUCCCUGCAGCCAAUGGGAACUUAACUCAGUCUGGUUUUUCUCAUGAGUUAUCGAACUUACCAUGGUACCCGUAUUCUCUCAGUACAGGGCCUGGUGUCCCCAAAUCAGUGUCCACUCCAGCAUCUCAUGAUAGCAAUGGGGAGUCUCUACUUUGGGCUAAGGGCUCUCCCAAAGCCAGUCCUAAACCUGUUAAACAAGAACCUGAGGGGUCACCUGGAGAAACUUUUAUCAGGGAGGAGAGAUCCAGUCCAAACUCGCCACCUUUUACCAGAUCUAACCCGAUUCUGUACUACAUGCUCCAGCAGGGAAACGGCCAGCUAAGAAAUGAGAUUCGGGAUCAGGAACAGCCAGCCCACUGUGCAGUGAGUCUAAAAGUGGAACCUUGUUGUGAUAACGCUGACUAUUACCACAGGAUAAACUCUCUGGCUCAUAGACAGACUCCCAGCCAGAGAGAGGAGAAUCUGAAUGGCUCAGUGGAGAAAUGGUAGAUCUCUGCUACCAAAGACAGCAAGAUGCACAGUCAUGCGUUUCUGUCCAUUUUUAUUCUUAAAAUGAUGAAACCAAGACUGUUUGGCUGUUUAAAAUUAUUUUGUUUGUAUGUUUAAUUUGUGUUUGUUUUUAUGUCCGAAUGAGAUGGUCACAUGGCCCUCCAUGAUUUAAUUAUUUUGCAUACACAUCUUUUGUUGAGACUCUGCUAUGAAUGGAGUUGUAGUGUGUAUGCUGAGAUAACUGUUCAGCAGAACAUAACAUUUAAACCAUGAAAAGCCCUCCUGUACCUGAAAUAUUUAUGUUGAACAUUCAAUUACAUUUAUUAUUGAUGAAUCUAGAAAUGUUACUGUUAAUUUCACUCUAUAUUUAUCUACAGCCAAAUCAGGACCCUUCCUGUUUUUUAAUGCAAAUAAUAUUGUACAGCCUAAGCACAAUACCAUUACGGAUUUGUGGCAUUGAAAGUCCAAUAAUAACAGUGGAAUAAAUUGUAAUUGUAAUAUUCUUACAGCUGAAUUUAAAGGAAUUGCAGUGUAAUUUAUCAGGUAUCUUUUAUGUCAAGCUUUGUUGAGGUCAAGAGAGUUUUUCACAUAUUCAGGAAUGAGUGCUCUAGAAUGUUCUAUAAUUGUAGCUUAGUCAGUUCUACAUUGCUUUAAUUUCAUCUGGAAUGAAACCGUAGGUGUUAUGUGAUGAUAGUGGCAUGAUGUUUAAAAAAAAAAAUAAACCCAAACAAAGUGUCAUAUUUUUAGCAAAUGAAAUGCUUUUUACAGUUUGUAUAAUUUGUUUUGUACUUUAUCUAAAUAUUCUGCAUGUAGCAUUUCACAGUCUUGUGAACUCUAAUUGAAUUAUGUUGAAUUUUGAAAAGAUUAUACAGUUUGUCCACCAAAGCCACAAAGGUUUAUUAUUUUGAAUUCUAAUUUUUAUGAAAUAGAAGAUCUCUCUACAGGGGAAACAGAUCCCUGUUUAGGAUGCUGUGUGAAUCGUAUGUUAUACUGUGAGAAGGGAUUGCAAUCCAGUUUGAUUUUUUUAUUAGUUGAAUUGAAGUAAAUCUUUUUUAUAUAUAUUCUGAUAAAGGCCCAUCACUCACUAAGUCUUAAAUGAUCCUAGAAAAUGUCAGAAUUUAUUCCACAUUCUCUUAAUACGAUGCAUAUGUUUUGACAAUGGUUAGAUAUAUUUAUGUAAAUAUUGCUUUCAUGAUGAAAGAUGACUAUUUUGUAUUGUUCAAAACAAAAAUAGUUUUUAAAGUCUUGUAUUGUACAUAUAAAAACUGUAAUAAUGUACAUAGGGUACUGGAGUAAACACUUUUCUGCAUGUUGUGGGCUAACGAUAAUCUUUGUUCACAUCUACUGCUCUGUCUGAGGCUCUGCUCUGCUGCCUGUAGCAUGCACACGCAUGGGGAGUGCCUGUGUAUGGGGAAAUGUCAAGUCUUAAAAUAGAUGUUUUAUCAUGGAGAGAUGGGGACUUAAACUAUAAUCUGUGCAAAUGCAGUCCUAGACUUGUGAGCCAAUGCUCAAAACUGUGAGGACAAUUGUGCAUUUUGUUAAUGGUUUUAUGUUUCUGUUAUCGGUUAAAAAAAGAAGCUUAAUAAUAAUAAAAAAAAAUAUUGUUCAGUUUAAUUUAGUCUCUGUAAUAUACUCCUGUAAUGAUCAUUUGGUUUUCUUGUGUUCUGUUUAUGUUGUUUAUUUGCACUGAUAGCAUAAUAAAAUAUUGAAAA